Xenia sp. Carnegie-2017 is the source of this 1377-nucleotide messenger RNA. RefSeq lists its product as uncharacterized. NCBI's taxonomy places the organism in Eukaryota, Metazoa, Cnidaria, Anthozoa, Malacalcyonacea, Xeniidae. Gene Ontology annotation, biological process: proteolysis. The transcript is spliced from 3 exons. The record is from RefSeq and is a predicted model, not a curated record. Gene Ontology annotation, molecular function: aspartic-type endopeptidase activity. Bases 1 to 1377 code for a protein of 458 amino acids.
AUGGACAAAUUAAUACAAAUGAGAAAAACAAUGGAGAUGUCAAAAACACAAGCAGAAGGCAUCGAAAGCACGAAUCGAAUUUGGCAUAAAAGAAAGCUGUUCAAGACGCCCACGGAAAAAACCUCAAAUGCUUCCGAAUAUUCAUCGAAGAUCAAAUGCAAAUUUUGUGCUCGUGAACAUCGUCCAGGGAAAACAAAUUGCCCGGCAUAUGGAAAGAAAUGUCGACAGUGUUUAAAGUGGAACCAUUUUCAAGUUUGUUGCCAUGAGAAUCGAAGAGGCAAAGAGCUGAUGCAAGACAAUUAUCAAAUUUCUCGCGCUGAAUCAACAAAGCGAAACGGACAGAUAAAACGUAAUCAAGUAAGACCUCGACAAGUGAAUACGGUGCAAGAAAUAACGUCCGAAUCAAGUAUGGAAGAUGUAUAUGUAUUUUCAACGUUGACGGCGCCACAAAAGCUGCCGAAAUUUAAAGUUAAAAUAAAUGGUACUCCUGUGUCAGUCAUGGCAGAUACCGGUUCCAGCGUAAACCUCUUGGAUGAAGUGAAUUUUAACAAAUUGAAGAAAAAGCCAAUAUUGCAGGAAGCAAAUGAGAAAAUCUUUCCUUAUGGGUCGAAAAAACAACUAUCAAUUAAAGGAAAAUGUCAGUGUGUGGUCGAAACCGAUAAACUAUAUGGCUGGAAAAGUUCUCAAAAAUUGGGCCUGGUACAAAUAGUCGCAUCCAUAGAAGGCACUACAAAGUCUAAACAGGAACCCAUUAAAGAAAAGGCACAAGAAAAAGUGAGAGAAGAUACGAAAGUGGAAGAGCUAAUUAACAUAUAUCAAGAAGUCUUUCAAGGAUUGGGAAAAUUGAAAGGGUUUCAAGUUCAUCUACACGUAGAUAAGGACGUACAACCUGUCGCACAACCUCAUCGUCGGGUGCCGUUUCAUGUGAGAAAAGACUUGGAGAAACAGUUAAAACAAGACGAAGAACGCGGAGUCAUAGAAAACGGAUGGACCAACACCUUGGGUUUCACCAGUCGUGGUCGUACCAAAACAAAAGGGAGACGAGAAAAUCACGAUGCAAAUUUGAACGCGGUAUUACAACGAAUUAAAGAUCGAGGACUAACUCUUAAGAAAGAGAAAUGUCAGUUUAAGAAAAGAAAUUUAAUAUUCCAAGGGUAUGUGUUCUCAGAGAAUGGUAUUGUGCCGGAUCCCAAUAAAGUGAGAGCAAUUAAGGAAUGCACAAAUCCUAAAGAUGUAGGAGAAGUACGAAGUUUGUUAGGCAUGACCAAUUUUGCUGUCGAUUUAUUCCACAUUAUGCCACAAUUACGGAGCCGUUACGUCGACUUAUCAAGAAAGAUGUCCCAUUCGUGUGGACAAGAGAACAAGAAGACACAAUGA